Diachasma alloeum is the source of this 6378-nucleotide messenger RNA. RefSeq names its product endoribonuclease Dcr-1 (gene Dcr-1). Lineage: Eukaryota; Metazoa; Arthropoda; Insecta; Hymenoptera; Braconidae. Gene Ontology annotation, biological process: apoptotic DNA fragmentation; pre-miRNA processing; siRNA processing. The record is from RefSeq and is a predicted model, not a curated record. Bases 296 to 6163 code for a protein of 1955 amino acids. The transcript is spliced from 4 exons. Gene Ontology annotation, molecular function: protein binding; deoxyribonuclease I activity; ribonuclease III activity. Gene Ontology annotation, cellular component: RISC complex; nucleus; cytoplasm.
UGUCCGUGCACUCUACAGAGUUUUCAGAGCUCCUAACCUCUGAGAAACCAAUGCUACGCUGGUUAUCCACGAUGCAUUCCCAAAAACUCUCCUUGCCAGCGAUUUAUUGUUAAACAGACACUUUUGGAGAGCAAAAAUUCCCGCUAAGCUAGUCGUGUAUCAAGUGCAAUAAUAGUUCAAUUAUAGUUUCGAUAGCAACUCAACAAUGAAAUACAUAACCUACAUUGUUAUCAAUUGCUGUGAUCCCCAUCCAUGCUCUCAGCACUGGAGUACAUUAUAAAUCCAGGGUAGUGAGAUGGCCUUUCCCUUAAACGAUCAAGUCUACACGAAGUCUUUCACCCCGCGAGAGUACCAGGUGGAAUUACUCUACACCGCUAAACAGAGAAAUAUCAUAAUAUGUCUAGGAAAAUACACAGAACAAACAUUUAUCGUAACAAAAUUAAUUCAGGAGUAUGCGACAGGAAAUCGAAGUCCAGUCCGCUCCUCCCAGAGAAUUGUUUACCUACUAGAUAACGAAGAGUCUUGUUCCCUGAAAUCUAGUUAUAUCGAGCAAUUGACAGACUUGAAAGUAUCACUCAUCAAUUCCACAAUCAGGGAGAAUGAAUUCACGCACAAUUUUGCAACGGCGAACGUCAUCGUCACGACGAGCCAGAUUUUUCACCAAUUGGUCAAGACGAAAGCGAUCUCUGGGGAGCAGAUUAGUUUAUUGAUUUUCGAUCAGUGCCAGUUGUUGAUUAAGAAUGAGGAGAUUGGGGACUCUCUGGGGAUCCUGAGGGGGUCCCUAGGGAGUGAAGGAUUGAGGGUGAUUGGUUUGGCGAUUCCUUUGUUGGAUCUCACGGAGGAGCCUGGAAGACUGAGCUUGGAGAUUAAUCGGUUGGAGAGAACCUUUAAAUGUGAUGUAGAGACGACUAGUGAUAUUUUAUCAAUUUUAAGAUACAGCCCGAGACCAAAAGAAUACAUAAUAGAAUUCGACACAUCGCCCACGGGGGCCCUCCAGUCCGCCCUCCAAACGGUGGCGCUGGACGCGAUGACCUUCCUAGACGACCACAGAUACGACCCCACCGAGAUCUACCAGGACGAGUUCCUCGAGGACAUCCAGAAGAUCCCAGACCCAACGGAGAAGCCCCAAGAGAUGCUCCAGGACUUCCUGACAAUCCUAGAGACCCUGGGUCCCUGGUGUGCCGACCGUGCCGCCCUCUCCCUGCUCACCCUCUCCGAGAAACUAAAGAUAAAAACCCCCUACGAGCGUCACUACCUCCUCCUCAACCUCGUCGGCUCCGUGAUGAUAAAGAUCCGUGCCCUCUGCGACCUCGAGUUCUCCUCGAUACCCGAGAAGACCCGAGUCUACACCUACUCAACAUCAAAAGUCCACCGCCUCCUGGGUGCCCUGAAGACGUACGCCCCCCUGUACAAAAAGUCCUCCGACAGUCCCGAGAAAAUACCCCGAAGAAACAAUCGUCUCCAGGAGACAAUCACUUCCAAGCCCAAUCACUCCCAGUCGAGCUCCCACCCUGAGGAGCCCAACGUCCCCAACAAACGAGGCAGAUACCAGAGGACCUUCCGAGGCAUGACAGACCCAGACGUCCUCUGCGGGGUGAUCUUCGUGGACAAAAGUUUCACAGCAAAAAUACUCUUCUACCUCCUGAACGAAGUCUCAAAACACGACGAAGACCUGAGCUUCCUGUCGCCCCUGUACACAAUCGAGAAGAACACCGACGACUCGAGUUACUCACGAGACCCUGAGGCGGAGCACAAGAAGCAGGAGGAGGUGCUAAAGCGCUUCAGAAUCCACGAAUGCAAUCUCCUGGUGGCGACAGCUGUCCUGGAGGAAGGAAUAGAGAUUCCAAAAUGCAACUUUGUGAUGAGAUACGACUUCCCCAGGACGUACCGAUCCUACGUGCAAUGCAAGAGCCGAGCCAGGGCGACAGACGCCCUCCACAUACUACUGAUAUCGAACACAAGUGCUGGGGAGUCAAUCUGGCAGCUGGCGCAGUACCACUACAUCGAGAAAAUUCUCCUGGAGAAGUGCACGAACGAGGAGCCCAGGGAGGACGACGAGAGCGAGGCUGACAAGUACUCCUCGAUGAUCCCAUGUUACCAGCCACUGAAGAGUGAAAAUGGCCCUCUGGUUACGUUUAACUCUGCGAUAUCCCUGGUGAACAGAUACUGCGCUAAACUCCCCAGUGACACGUUCACGAGGCUGACACCAGAGUGGUCGAUAAUUGAAUUGAAAUUGAAGGAGGGGACGAUGUACUCGUGCUCCCUGAGGCUUCCCAUAAACUCCCCCUUGAAAUACGUGAUAACCUCCCACCCAAUGCCCAAUAAAGCGAUGGCCAGGAGACUGGCAGCCCUGCAGAUGUGCAUUAAUCUCCACAAAGAGAACGAGAUAGACGACAAUUUACUGCCAAUUGGAAAGGAGAACUUCAAAGCGAGACCUGAGGACGUGGAGGUGCCAGCACUGCCCGACGAAAUCAGGUCUGAGUACUCGGAGGCUCGACCUGGCACCACAAAACGUCGUCAGUACUACUACAAGAAGACUGCUGAGGCUCUCACCGACUGCAGACCGACUGUUGGAGUCCCCUCGUACCUCUACCACAUCAAGAUGAUCCUCAGUUGUCCUCUGCCUGAGGAGCAGAACACCAGGGGCAGGCGGAUAUACCCCCCAGAGGAGUCAGACAUUGGCUUCGGGAUUCUCACGCUGAAGAAGAUCCCCAAGCUCAGUCCUUUCCCCAUUUACACUCGUUCUGGCGAGGUCCAGGUGGAGCUGAAGCUCAGCAAAAACACUGUUGUCUUGGACUCCAUUCAGAUUGAACGGGUCUCGACGUUCCUCAACUACUCAUUCACGAAUGUCCUCAAGCUGCAGAAGUACCUCAUGAUCUUCGAUCCGAACGCCUCCGAGAACUCCUACCUCAUAGUUCCUGUUGUCAAGGGUAAGUCGAAGGGGGUGGAGGACAUAAACGUCGACUGGAACUUCCUCCAGCUGAUCUACGAGAACAGGAACACGAUUCCGAGUGAAGUUGGGGAGAAGGAGAGGGAGAAUUUUCAGUUCGACGCCUCCAGGUACAACGACGCUGUGAUAAUGCCCUGGUACAGGAACCAGGACCAGCCCCAGUACUUCUACGUUGCUGAGAUAUGCAGGAAUUUGAGCCCCAAAUCGUCGUUCCCUGGGGAUGGCUACAGCACCUUUGAGGAGUACUACUCAAAAAAAUAUGGCAUCAAGAUUCAGAACAGGGAUCAGCCGCUUCUCGACGUGGACCACACGUCAGCCAGACUGAAUUUCCUGACCCCCAGGUAUGUGAACAGAAAGGGAGUGGCUCUGCCCACCAGCAGUGAAGAGACCAAAAGAGCUAAACGAGAGAAUCUCGAGCAGAAGCAGAUCCUGGUGGCUGAACUCUGCGCCAUCCACCCAUUCCCAGCUUCUUUGUGGAGGCAGGCUGUCUGCCUGCCUUGCAUACUAUACAGAAUAAACGCUCUGCUGCUGGCGAAUCAGAUAAGGUGCCAAGUGGCCCAGAUGAUGAACCUGGGACUGCAGCAUCUCUCCGAGGAUUUCGAGUGGCCACCCCUGAAUUUCGGUUGGAGCCUUGCCGAGGUCUUGAAGAAGUCCAAGGAGGUGAAGAAGGUCGAACCUGAGGAGCCUAGAGAGCCCCGUAAAUCCCCAACACCUGAGAUCAUCGAGAGGAGACCCAUGAGGAUGAUCAUCGAGGAUGUGACAGAUCUCCUUGAGGACGAGGACGGAGAUGCUGAUAAACUGGAGAUUGGAACGUGGUCCAAUGACAUGGCUGUGGAGUCCAUGUGCAUGGAUUACGAGGCAAUGUCCAACAAUGUCACUGUUCUCCCACCCCAGUUUGGGUGGAACAGUGAUGGGAAUGGGGUCAGGUGCGGCUCCCCCACGUUCGAUCAGUCAGACACUUAUGGGUAUUACUCUGAUGACUCGUACAGUGACGAUGGGUUCGUCGAGUCUUCCGAGGAUAGCGAGGACGAGAAGAAUCGAGGGAUCAGGAUAUCGUACACUGGGGAAAAUACUGCGGAAGCUGUUGAGGACGAAUCCAAGCUCAAGAAGAUUAAUAUCAAUAAGAAGAUCUUGACUUUGUUCAAUGACUCUGAGAGAAAACUCUAUAACUCGAGGUUUUUGUUUAAAUCCGGGGAAAAUGACAGCUGUGAUGAGUCUCUGUUUGCUGAGCACAAGAGGCUGCACUUCGAUUACGCUAGGAAACGUGAGGCUGAGAUUAUUGUCGAUGGUUCGUUCAUCAAAAGUGAUAGAGAAAUAGUAUUUAAUCAUGGCCAGAAGGGCCUGAAGGCGUCGGGUGCUGAUGAUUUAGGGUUUAAUUCGACGUUGGAGCACUGUGAGCAUGUGAGGAGAGUGGCUGAGGAGAUUACGAGGGAGAUUGAGAGGGAGAAAUUGGCCGGUGAUUCGUUUUAUUUUAAAAGUCAGGGUAAUAGUAACAACAUUCCAACACCUGGGUUGUAUGACGCGGUGGAGGUGAACUUUAGCUUUGAUUAUCAGCCGGAACUCAGGGGACAUCCGGGGCCAAGUCCUAGUCUUAUUCUUCAGGCUCUUACCAUGUCCAAUGCCAAUGAUGGGAUCAAUCUGGAGAGGCUGGAGACCAUUGGGGAUUCUUUUCUUAAAUAUGCCAUUACUACGUAUUUGUACUGUACGUAUCCGGUGAUUCAUGAGGGGAAGCUCAGCCAUUUGAGAUCGAAGCAGGUCAGCAAUUUAAACCUGUACCGCCUGGGGCGUCGAAAAAUGCUAGGCGAGAGUAUGAUAGCCACAAAAUUCGAGCCGCACGACAACUGGCUGCCGCCGUGCUACUACGUUCCCCGUGAGCUCGAGCAGGUGUUCAUAGAGUCCGGAGUGCCCUCGAGCCUCUGGAACCAGGCUCAAGACCUCCACUCCCUGCAGCCAACCCUCGACAUAAGUGAGAUCACACAACUAAUUCGCGACACUGAGUACAAACUGAGAAUACUGAGAAUGGAGCUGGAUAAGAACGAGAAUCGUCUCACAGAGGACCCGCAGAUCCCCGACACCCAGCACUGCUCGAUCCCCUACAACUUGAUCACCCAGCACAGUAUCCCAGACAAGAGCAUAGCUGACUGUGUGGAGGCCCUGAUAGGGGCUUACUUGAUAGCCUGUGGGCCCAGAGGAGCCCUGCUCUUCAUGGCCUGGCUGGGAAUCCACGUUCUACCAACACUAGAGGUCACUCUAGUCCAGGAGAAUGAGCCAUUGGAUCACCACCCAGGUAGCACGCCCUACGUCAGGAGCAUGGACCCCUCUGGGAGGACAACGUGGUCCCAAACUCGAUAUGGAAAGCUCGAGGAGCCCAGGAACCCCCUCCUCAGGCACGUGCCAGACCCAGAGAACGAGCUGUCCCUGAUGCUGGAUGGCUACGACAAACUCGAAGAGAGCAUUCACUACAAGUUCAAGGACGCCAGCUACCUCCUCCAGGCCUUCACCCACGCAUCAUAUCAACCCAACAGGCUGACUGACUGUUAUCAACGUCUGGAGUUCCUCGGGGACGCAGUACUGGACUACCUGAUCACCAGGCAUCUCUACGAGGACACGAGGCAGCACUCCCCAGGGGCCCUGACCGAUUUGAGGUCUGCCCUGGUGAACAACACGAUCUUUGCUUCACUCGCUGUGAGGUGCGGCUUCCACAGGUACUUCAGGCAUCUCUCCCCGGGUCUCAACGUCGUUAUAGACAGAUUCGUGAGGAUUCAGGAGGAGAAUGGCCAUUCCAUCAGUGAGGAGUAUUAUUUAAUUGGGGACGAGGAGGCUGAAGAGGCUGAGGAUGUCGAGGUGCCCAAGGCUCUUGGGGAUGUCUUCGAGUCUCUGGCUGGUGCUAUUUAUCUCGACAGUGGAAUGUCCCUGGAUGCUGUCUGGAGUGUCUACUACAGAAUUAUGAAGACUGAGAUUGAACAGUUCAGUACUAAUGUGCCCAAAUCACCGAUUCGUGAGCUUCUCGAGCUUGAGCCGGAGACUGCUAAAUUCGGAAAGCCUGAGAAGCUCGCUGAUGGACGCAGAGUGAGGGUCACUGUCGAUGUCUUUGGGAAAGGAUCCUUCAAGGGCAUCGGGAGAAACUACAGGAUAGCCAAGUGUACUGCUGCUAAGUGUGCUCUUAAGAAACUCAAGAAAAUGCAAUCAUCUUCCCAAAGACAAAAAAUUUGAUACAUCUAGGUUAUUUUUUAAUGGAACAUUUGAAUGAAUCGUGAAUUUUGUAACUUGAGAUUACUUUUCUAUUUCUUUGCUCCUGCCUGGUCUUUUCAUUAGUUGGAAAGUAUUACAUAUUUUCUCGGUUUAUUCGGGAAUCAAUACGUAUUGGAGUGUAUAAAAAAAUUACAAUGAGUGAGAAAUUGUUUACAAUACAGGUUUUGUUUAUAUCG